AUCGGCUGAUGCCGAGGUUGGCUAGGGAGAUGACGGAGAGGUGCGGGUGGCUUCGGAGGACUUCCUCUGUCCAUUCCCAAAUUCAAACCUGAGAUCGGUUCCGCCAUGAAAUUAGCAAGCUCUGUGUAGCUAGUUCGUAUCUUACCCUCACAUCAGCGGCGGCGGCUGGCUCCCCACGAGGAAGGGAUGAAGAUCGAGAAGAGCUUGCGCACCCUUGGUGACGCGGAUCUCAAGGGGAAGAAGGUGUUCGUGCGCGCCGACCUUGACGUGCCGCUCGACAAUGCGCAGAUCACCGACGACACCCGCAUCCGCGCCUCUGUUCCCACCAUCAAGUUCCUCAUUAAGAAGGGCGCCAAGGUCAUUCUGGCCAGCCAUCUGGGCUGCCCAAAAGGUGUCACCCCCAAGUUCAGCUUGAAGCCUCUUGUUCCACGCUUGUUUGAGCUCCUUGGAGUUGAUGUUGUGAUGGCCAAUGACUGCAUUGGUGCAGAAGUUGAGAAAUUGGCUGCUGCUUUGCCAGAGGGUGGUGUUCUACUCCUAGAGAAUGUUAGAUUCUACAAAGGGGAAGUAAAUAAUGAUCUUAAGUUUGCUAAGAAGCUUGCAUCAGUUGCUGACCUUUACGUGAAUGAUGCUUUCGGCACACCACAUUGGCCUCAUGCUUCAACAAAGGGUGUAACCAAGUUUUUGAGUCCUAUAGUUGCUGGCUUCUUCCUGAUGCAGAAGCCUUCUGAAGAAGUUGACAAGAAAAUACUCAUCGAAGGAGCACUGUCACGAAUUACUGACUGUAAAAGGAACACCAGCAGCAUUCAACAAGCCAUCUUAAAAUUAAGCACUCUUACAGUGGAUUCCGAAGACUGCUGUGAGGCACUUGUCGUUGCCAGUGGCGUACACAUACUGGAGAAUCUAAUGCAUCGAUCCAACGAGAAAGUCCGGAAUCAAGUACUCUAUACACUGUGGAACGUUGCACAAUUCCCACAUCUUCUAUUAGUUCUUGCUUACGACUCACUGGUUAAUACUUUGUUCACGGAUCUGAUAAGCGAGAAGAGUGAAGCGUCUUUCACCGCAUGUGGUAUUUUGAAGAAGUUGUGUGAGUCCGCAGGUAAGCAUGAAAUCCCUGAAAUCCCUGGGCUUUGUCAGGACAUAACACGUCUGCGCACUGUGGUGGAAUUGCGCGAGCGGCAUGUGAAACAGGAGAGGACGAGGUAUCGACGCACGGAAUUCCUUGAGGACAAAUUGCGGCAGCUUAGGGAGAUUCGCGCCCUCUGCCAACUUAUCGAAGAAUUGAUUGUCGCCCGGGGGUAAAUUUUGUAGACAGGCAUGAUGGAACCCCUUUGUGUCGGCAAGCAAAUUCAUUGUAGACUGGAUCUUGCUUUGUGGUUGUUUUGCAUGAGUCGUGGUAGUAAGGCGGUAAACCAUCUCUUUGCAGCAAUGGCAGCCCAAGCCUAAGCUUCUGCCGUUGGUCGACGUGCUAGUGCUCAAGGAGGAGACUACUCGACCACCCACUCGCAGAUGCAGUACCCGCCAGUUCCACCGAGCUUUGGGCGGGCUAUGAUGUGGAGCCAUUAACCUGUACUCUAAAACUUCCCUCCUUUAUUAAUGAAUAAGGCAAGUCUUUUGCCUCUGUUUCAAAAAGAAAAAGUUCCACUGAGCUAGUGCUCCUAGCUGAAGCCUUU
Hordeum vulgare subsp. vulgare (domesticated barley) is the source of this 1670-nucleotide messenger RNA. Its product is annotated as phosphoglycerate kinase-like. Bases 187 to 1299 code for a protein of 370 amino acids. Gene Ontology annotation, molecular function: ATP binding; phosphoglycerate kinase activity; ADP binding. NCBI's taxonomy places the organism in Eukaryota, Viridiplantae, Streptophyta, Magnoliopsida, Poales, Poaceae. The transcript is spliced from 8 exons. Gene Ontology annotation, biological process: gluconeogenesis; glycolytic process. Gene Ontology annotation, cellular component: cytosol. The record is from RefSeq and is a predicted model, not a curated record.